AUGGCCACCUACGCAGUCUUCGGUGCCACUGGCAACUGCGGCAGCUCACUCAUUGAAGUGCUGCUUCCCAUGAAAGAUACAACCAUCCACGCCUACUGUCGAAAUGAAGCCAAACUCAGGUCCAUUUUCCCUGAGGCCGUCGAAACGGGCCGCAUCAAGAUCUUUGAGGGGCAAAUCGACAACGUGGACGUCUUCAAGCAGUGCGUCCGCGGCUCUCGAGCCGUCAUGCUCGCCGUGACCAUGAACGACAACAUCCCGCGCGUUCGGGUGGCGCAGGACACCGCGCGCACGCUGUUGGCGGCGCUCAAGCAGAUACGCGCCGAGGACCCCGCCGCCAAGAUGCCCAAGAUCACGGUUCUGUCGUCGGCCAGUCUCGAGCCGUGGAUGUGUACCAACCUGGCUGGGCCGAUGCACUGGAUAGUGACGCAUGCCAACCCCAACGUCUAUGCCGACCUCCGGGUGCAGGAGAGCUUGCUGCGCGCUGAGGAGUCCUGGCUGACUAGCAUAUUCAUCAAGCCGGGCGGCCUGGUGAAGGACACACGACGCGGCCACAAGCUGAACCUGAAGGAGCAAGAGACGUUUGUGUCCUACCUCGAUUUGGCGGCGGUAAUGGUCGAAGCCACCGACGACCCUGAAAACCGCUACGACAUGCAGGAUGUGAGUGUCAAUAACAUUGGAGGCAGUGCAAAAUUUCCGAAGAAGCUCCCUCUACUGGGUUCUUUGGGAUUUUGCGGCAUUAUUUCCCUUGGCUUCACCCAUAUCUUCUCAUGUUGGGGUGAACUACCGCAUGGGAGGACAGAGAUGGGGACAUCGAGCCUUUUAAGAGGUUGA
This is a messenger RNA of Diaporthe citri, 831 nucleotides long. RefSeq lists its product as uncharacterized. The record is from RefSeq and is a predicted model, not a curated record. Lineage: Eukaryota; Fungi; Ascomycota; Sordariomycetes; Diaporthales; Diaporthaceae. The transcript has a single exon. Bases 1 to 831 code for a protein of 276 amino acids.